AUGCCAACCUUCACUCCAACAAAGGAGACUACCUGCCGCGAGCUACUCACAGAGCUGGAGCAGUUACCGGCCUCCGACCGCCGUUCUUUCGAGUCAAUUACCCUUCCUCGGGACCUAAUGUUCUCUAACGAUGACGAAGAUCGCUGGGCCCGCGGAUUAGGAUUGGCCUCCAGAUCAGAAUUGACCUCCGGAUUAGAAUUGGCCUCCUUCCUCUUGGCCUGGAAAGAAUUGCAAGUCAUCACAAUAGCAAUGCCCGACGACCUGCGUGCCUCCUCCACACGCAACGGCGAUCACAAUUCCUGGUCAUGGGACCUCCAUAGUCCCCUCCUAGCCGCCUUCAUGCAAGGCCGCUGGCGCGAACUGCGGCUGCUCCAUCCCGACCGCUGUCAGGACAUGUCCGUCUUUGACUUCUAUAACAUGAAAUCCGUUACGAAGUGGAUCCUUCCCAUCGGAGCACGCCGCCAAUUGCAAUGCCUCGAAUCUCUUGAAGCAGCUUAUGUGUCUGACGAGGACGUGUCUGAGGAGGAUGUGUCUGAGGAGGACCGCAACGCCCGCCGAGACAGGGCUUUCCAGCAGUCCGUGGCCAAACAACAUGCUGACCGUGAGAAGAUAUGGGCGUCGCGGGGGAUCAUCUGCCAGCGAGAGGAUCCUCCAAACGAGUCCGGCACCGUCAUAGCAAUCCGAUGGAGGGAACCCUGGAUGCAAGAAGAACGCCGCAAAGCAGCGCAGGCAAAUCCAACAGACCCACUGGAUCAGAUCCAUGGCAUUUCCUGGAAGUUUUGGAUCCCGUACGAAUUACCACCAUUCCUCGAAGUGCUAUACCGUUACGCCGUGGUCCUCUGCAAGAAGCACGGGAGCUGUUUUGCCGAGGAUACCCUUAUCCUCCACUUAAUUCAACACCAUGGUGUUGAUGAGAAUGAUGCUCGACUCGUCACUUCGCACAAACUUGUGGCCUAUGACUCGGCGAAAACCUGGGACAAGGUGGUCCAUCCUCAGGAUAACAUCAAGGCUAUUCCUGAUCUUCCGGUAAUCGAGGCUUACGCCUGCUCCGAGGCUUCUUGUUCGUAUCACACGGUGUUCUUCCGUGACUUUAUGGCUCAUUCUAAGAAAUCGAACCAUGACAAUUAUGAAACGCGCGAGGAGUGUUUCCAAACCUUAUCCACUGAUCCCGACAAACUGGGGUUGUUUAAGGUGUCUUCGCCGGAUGACUUCUCAUUCCCUCUCCCGGAGGUCGAGUUGAGGGGACAGAAGGGACACAAGGGCCACAAGGGACACAAGGGACACGAUGGACACAAGAAACACGAUGGACACAACAAACACGAUGGACACAAGAAACACGAUGGACACAAGAAACACGAUGGACACAAGAAACACAAGGGACACAAGGAACAGAAGGGACAUGAUGUUAAGCUAGAGAUCUAUGCCAUCAACACUGAAGCGCUCAGGUGA
Molecule: messenger RNA, 1449 nt
Organism: Penicillium bovifimosum
Lineage: Eukaryota; Fungi; Ascomycota; Eurotiomycetes; Eurotiales; Aspergillaceae
Exons: 2
Coding region: 1-1449 (482 amino acids)
Source: RefSeq, a predicted model, not a curated record